Molecule: messenger RNA, 3938 nt
Organism: Cherax quadricarinatus
Lineage: Eukaryota; Metazoa; Arthropoda; Malacostraca; Decapoda; Parastacidae
Source: RefSeq, a predicted model, not a curated record
CUUGACUGACUUACUGAAUGACUUGACUGACUUACUGACUUGAUUGAAUGACUUACUGACUGACUUGACUGAAUGAUCUGACUGACUGAAUGACUUGAGUGACUUACUGAAUGCCUUAAAGUUAGACUUUUUCACUGAAGAGGACCCUGAGCAGUGCCAAGAACAGUUGAUGCCUUACAGUCAAUUGUAUAACGUACUGUAGGGUAAAAUAGAAGUGAAAUCCCUUUCAGAAUUUAUGCACACUCCAGUACAACCAUCGACAUCAAUACCAGCACCUCUACCAUCCACCUCAGCCCAUAGGACCACAACAUAACUCUCCACUCUCUUCACAAUCAUCCACAAAAACCAGCAUCCACAAUUUAAGGUAUAGUAGAUCCACCACUAUGAGCGAAGUAACAGGACGUUUAGUUAUUCAGCAAUGUCUCAGUGCUGUUCUGAAGUUAUCAGGUGCUGAUGAAGAAGCACCAGACACAAUUGAGAUUGGUCGUGGUAUGGUCGCAUUUGUUUGCUUCCUUGAUAUGGCAUCAGAAGAAACAGUACGAAAGUUAACUAAACACUUGACCAACGUACGUCUCUCAGAAAAUGAUGCAGGCCGGCGUGUUUCAGUGUGUGACCUUCAGGGCGACAUACUCAUCAUUCCACAAGCAUCUUUAGGGGGUAGGCUGAGGGGCAAGUCUAUGCAGUAUCACAUGAAUGUUGACAAGGUACUUGGGAAGGCUCUGUACCAAAAAUUCUGCCAGAGUGUACGGACAGCUGUAGAAGAGGUGUCAAGUGGCAAUGUCAAAUGUGGAGUCUAUGGUGCAAGACAAAUCCUGAGCACAGAUACCAAUGGCCCAUUCACUCAUAUAAUAGAUGUGUGACUGUUUCACAUCUAAUGAAGGAAACUGAUAAUAUGUGACAUCUAAUUUUUGUCUUUCAGUUUCAAUUUGGAAAUUAACUGUUUUCCACUUUAACCUUUGGCAUUAAUGUAAGUGUUAUUCUUUACCUGUAUUUAUGUCAGAUGUGCUGAAUUACUGUAGUACUAGUGAUUAUUGCUGACUUCUGUUAUUAUUAAUUAUAGUAAAAUCAUUGCUAACUAAAAUCCUCACCCAUCUGAUGGAGUGAGGAUGCUAUGGGCAUCUGAACUGUGAUGUUAGUGCACUUCUGGCAAGACAGUGAUUGAAUGAAUGAUGGAGAAUACUUUUUUCUCUAUCAGUGGGUCACCCUACCUUGGUGGGAGAUGGCUGGUGUUAAAAUAAUUGUUUUUUUAACACGUCGGCUGUUUCCCACUGAGACAGGGUGACCCCGAAAGAAAGAAAAACCCAAAAAGAGAGAAAAAACUUUCAUCAUCAUUCAACACUUUCACCAUCAUUCAUACAUAAUCACUGUCUUUGAAGAGGUGCUCAGAUAAGGCAGUUUAGAUGUCCGUCCAAACAGCCAAAAUCCCAAACCCCUCCAUGAAAGUGUAGGCAUUGUACUUCCCAUCUUCAAAACUCAAGUCCAGCUAACUGGUUUCCCUGAAUCCCUUCACAAAAUAUUACCCUGCUCACACUCCAACAGCUCAUCAGGUCCCAUUCGUUGCCACUCCUGUCUAACACGCUCAUGCACACGUGCUGGAAGUCCAAGCCCCUCGCCCACAAAACCACCUUUACCCUCCCUCGAACCUUUUCUAGGACAACAACUGCCCUGGCUUCCUUUCCUUACAGAUUUAUAUGCUCUUCAAGUCAUUCUACUUUGUUCCACUCUCUCUAAAUGACCAAACCACCUCAACAACCCCUCUUCAUCCCUCUGACUAGUACUUUUAGUAACUCUACACCUCCUCCUAAUUUCUACACUAUGAAUUCUCUGCAUAAUAUUUACACCACACAUUGCCCUUAGACAUGACGUCUCUACUGCCUCUAGCCUCCUCUACGCUGCAGCAUUUACAACCCAUAUAAGAGUGUUGGUACCACUAUACUCAUUCCCUUCUUUGCCUUUGUGGAUAAUGUUUUUUUGUCUCCAGAGAUACCUCAAAGCACCACUCACCUUAUUUUCUUCAUCAAUUCUGUGGUUAACAAGUUAACUUCCAAAUAUCUGAACACAUUCACUUCUUCCAUAAUCCCUCCCUUCAAUGUGAUAUUCAGUUUUUCUAUAUCUAAAUCAUUUGAUACUCUCAUCACCUUACUUAUAUCUAUGUUCACUUUCAACUUUCUGCCUUUACACACCCAAAAAUGUAUCAAGUACAAUAUACUUGAUUUAAGUGCUGUUGGCUUUAGGGCUGUUUGUGUGUAGAUUUAUGUCAUGUUUGGCCAUUCCUCCCUCCCAGCGCAUAGAUAGAGAGAUGUAUAUAAUGAAAUUGUAUGGAAAACUUAAGAUCUGCUGAAAGGAUUCAAGAGCUGGUGGAAGGGAAUUGCAUAUUGCAUUGUAUCCUGUGAUGAUAAUUAAAAAAUAUAUAAUUAAAAUACAGUAACCUAUCACUAACUGAUUUUAGCAGUUUAGGACAAAAAUUGGUUUUACUGGACAUAUAAUUCCUGAAUACUAAAAACAAUGUUUGUUUAACCCGUAAACGGUCCAAACGUAUAUAUACGUUUUUUCUACAUUUGAAAGUAUGUAAAAAAAGUAGAUCUUUUUUUUUUUUUUUACAUUUGAAAACAUGUAAAAAACUUUGAUCUACUUUUUUUUUUGUUAUAUUUGGAAAUAUGUAAAAAAAACGUAGAUCUACUUUUGGAGCACUACGCAUAUGAACAUAGAUCUGCUUGGACCAUUUACGGGUUAAAGUGUGACUUUUUCUGUAUCAGUUAUUAUUAGAUUUAGGUUGUUGAAGGAGCAUGAUAUGAUGAAAUUAAGUUUCAUAUUGCUGUGAAUGUGAUAACACUGACUACUAAUGUUAUAAAUAUUUAGUUUUAUGUACGUAUAUAUAUAUUUCAAAUUUUUGAGAACAAAUAUAGUUAACCUUUCUCAAGAAAGGGUAAAACUUUUUGACUCUGUUUAUUUUUUUUAUUUUUUUUCUAGAAAGUCAAUGAUUAGGAUGUACUUAAUGGUGCUAACAGCUGGUGUAUAUUUAAGGAUAGAAAAAUAUUUUAAUAUUUGAAAUUUAUAAUAUUGUAUUCUUUUAAGCUAGUUUUAUAAUAUAGUUUUAAUCUCCUGCUCUAAAUAUGUAGCCACAGAGCAUUCAACAAUACAGAAAAAUAAAAUAUAAAAUAGAUAAUAUACUACAUCCAGUACACGUGUCUACCAUAAUUUCAUUAGAAAUGAGGACUGACGCGUAUAACACUAAAAUAAUUACUUAAAGAUUUUCCUUGUAUUUUUGCUUUUCUUGACGAAGAUUUUCCUUGUAUUUUUGCUUUUCUUGACAAAUUCUGUAUAGUGAGAGAAAUUUUUAAAGCAUCUAAAAACCUAUGAAUUGUUGGUCAGUACAGUAUUUCCACAAUAUGCAUAUUUCAUUUCAGAAUGAAAUGUCACAUUUCUAUCUUUAAUCUUCCCUUAAUAUAUUUGUUAUUUUGCAUCUCUACCUAUUAAGUCAUUUUUGCUUGGUUUACCAUAUUUCGCAGCUUAUUAGACGCAUUUUUUCCAUAAAAUGUCUCCAAAAACCACCCUGUGUACUAUAAACUGAAGGUCAGUGACGGGAGCUAUAAGUUUGAGGUGUGGGGUGGGCUGUAGCUCUCCCAGUUUCGUCCGAUGCCAAGCUACUGAAACUAAAACAAGUCUUAUAAGCCACGAAAUAUGAUAACAACAAUCUCUAAAUGCUGCUAUUAAAAAUCUGUAUUUUUGGUUAAGUAAUACACCAGGAUACGUGUUGUCAUUACGAUAGCAUAAUUUAAAAUUGACUUAUUUCUUGAGUAAUAAAAAAUAGUUAGAAGCAUAGUUAGAGACAGCUGUUUUUACAUGUAUGGAAGCUUUAGGGAACUGGGCAUUAUGAGUAAUAUUGAAGCCAUAUAAUCAUGAAAUUGUGAGUGUGGGAUAAAUAUUAUAUUAAUUAA